AUGGAUCAGCUAAUCGGGGUGGUCACCCAGUUGGCCCAGGCCAGGAACGAGGAAGACUUCAUCGACCGGCUGAACUACCGGUUCACGUCAUACCUCUUCGCCUUCUGUAGUCUAUUAAUUACUUCUAAGUUGUAUCUCGGAACCCCGAUCAAAUGCUGGACGCCCAAUGAGUUCAAAGAUGGAUGGGUCCAAUACACGCAAGACUAUUGCCUGAUCGAAAAUACAUACUAUCUGCCGAUGGACGAUCCCCAUAUGCCGGAUAAUAACGUCAGAGAGGAGAAGGAGCUACAGUACUAUCAGUGGGUGACGUUUGUGCUCGUGCUCCAGGCAUUCUUCUUCUAUUUGCCGCACUCGUUCUGGAGGGCCGUCAACUGGCAGAGUGGCCUCCAAGUCCGUGCUAUCGUCACCGAGACAACGACGCUCGGGUUGGAAACCGAGAAACGAGAUGAAGCUCUGAAAAAGCUCUCCGGCCACAUCCACAAAUCGAUCAGCAACCUCGGCCGGCCGACAAAUCGCAGCAAUCUGUUCAUGUGGACCGUUGGCCAUUGCUUCGGGGCCAAUUUCGCGUCGGCGAUGUACAUCAUCACCAAGGUGCUCUUCCUCGUCAACAUUGUCUUCCAGCUGUACAUUCUGCACGUGUUCCUCGGGUUUAAUGCCCUGAAUUUCCUGGAUUUGAAGCUCGGCUUCAACACAAAUUGGAAACACACCGGCCUUUUUCCCCGCAGCACCAUGUGCGAUUUUGAGAUCAGGACCAAGGGCAACGUUCAGCGCUACAGCGUCCAAUGCGUACUCCAAUUGAAUAUGUUUAACGAAAAGAUCUACCUAGUGUUGUACUACUGGUUGAUCCUCCUCUUCGUGGCCACCAUUUGCAACCUGUUCAAGUGGUGCUCGGAUCUGUAUUUAGGGGCGAAUCGCGUCGAUUUUGCCAGGAAAAUGCUGAGCGGAGCUGGAAUUACGAAAGGAGCCAGGGGCAAGAAUUCAGAGGAAAGGUCGCUACUGUUUGCCACCGACAGCGAAGAGCAAAGCCACUACGACAGAUUCGUGCGAAUGUCCCCGGAUCAAGUCCUCCUCUACCGGUUGAUCUCUUCCAAUUCUGGAGACAUUGCCACGAGUGACGUCAUCGCUUCCGUUUAUAAUCAUGAGGCGCAGCUAGCUGUCGCGUCUUCC
Messenger RNA from Mesorhabditis spiculigera, 1167 nucleotides. Lineage: Eukaryota; Metazoa; Nematoda; Chromadorea; Rhabditida; Rhabditidae. The record is from the annotation of a GenBank genome assembly.